This is a messenger RNA of Paecilomyces variotii, 2330 nucleotides long. RefSeq names its product putative methylenetetrahydrofolate reductase. The coding region runs from base 181 to 2031 and encodes 616 amino acids. Lineage: Eukaryota; Fungi; Ascomycota; Eurotiomycetes; Eurotiales; Thermoascaceae. Gene Ontology annotation, molecular function: methylenetetrahydrofolate reductase [NAD(P)H] activity; FAD binding. Gene Ontology annotation, cellular component: cytosol. The transcript has 4 exons. The record is from RefSeq and is a predicted model, not a curated record. Gene Ontology annotation, biological process: tetrahydrofolate interconversion.
GUUCUACCUACAGUUCAUACUGCAGGAAUUGGCAGACCUCCGAGGUCGGAGACGAUAUUUUAGUUGAGACCCCGUACAGAAGAUAAUUUGCAACGCCCGCGGAGUUGUGAGGGACAUUGAAAGAGAGGCCGAGUCGGAAUCAAGCAAGCGACGAGUUCUCUCGUGCCGAAAUAAGACAAAAUGCAUAUCAAGGACAAGCUCGCCGAAGAAAAGGCCUCUGGCAGGCCCGGCAUUUCUUUCGAAUUCUUCCCUCCGAAGACGGCGCAAGGUGUGCAGAAUCUCUACGACAGGAUGGACCGCAUGCACUCGUGGGGUCCUGCGUUCAUUGAUAUCACCUGGGGUGCUGGUGGCAGGCUAUCAGACUUGACGUGUGAGAUGGUCAAUGUAGCGCAGUCCAUCUAUGGCUUGGAGACCUGCAUGCAUCUGACCUGCACUGAUAUGCCGCGCGAGAAGAUCGAUGCUGCACUGCAGGCCGCUUAUAGGGCUGGUUGCACGAAUAUUCUGGCGCUUCGAGGCGACCCGCCUCGAGAGAAGGAGACCUGGGAGGCUGCGGAUGGAGGCUUCCGAUAUGCCAAAGACCUGGUGAAGUACAUUCGGGACAAGUAUGGAAACCAUUUCGAUAUUGGUGUCGGCGGAUACCCAGAAGGAUGCGACGACAACCGCGAUGUGGAUCUGCUGAUCGACCACCUGAAGGAAAAGGUGGAUGCAGGAAGCAGCUUCAUCAUCACACAGAUGUUCUAUGAUGUUGACCAUUUUCUAAAUUGGGUUGAAAAGUGCCGUGCGAAGGGUAUCACUGUUCCUAUCAUCCCGGGUAUCAUGCCUAUCCAGACAUAUGCCGCAUUCAUCAGACGGUCAAACUGGACGAAGAGUCGGAUCCCGCCCGAGUGGCUCGAAGCCUUGGAACCUGUCAAGAACGAUGAUGCCGCUGUGAGGGAGAUAGGAACGAAAUUGGUCGCGGAUAUGUGUCGGAAGCUCGUGGCUUCCGGGAUCUACCAUUUGCACUUCUACACCAUGAACCUUGCACAGGCGACUCGAAUGAUCCUAGAGGAGCUGAAGCUGACUCCGUCCGAAGAGACACCGCUACACAAGCCUCUUCCAUGGCGCCAGUCACUGGGCCUUCGUCGCCGUGGAGAAGAUGUCCGUCCAAUCUUCUGGAGAAACAGGAAUUCUUCUUAUGUUGUCCGCACCCAGGAAUGGGACGAGUAUCCAAACGGCCGAUGGACCGACUCCAGAUCACCUGCCUUUGGUGAACUGGAUACCUACGGUAUCGGGUUGAAGGGUACCAACGAGCAGAAUAUCAAACUCUGGGGGGAGCCCAAGUCUCUCAAAGACGUUUCUGAGACUUUCAUUCGCUACAUCGAAGGAAACCUCGACAGGCUUCCAUGGAGUGAGGCUCCUAUCACAGCCGAGGCCGACGUCAUCAAGUCGGACCUGAUCGAUCUGAACAGACGUGGUUUCUUGACGAUCAAUUCUCAGCCUGCAGUCAACGGCGCCAAGUCUUCCCACCCAAUCUAUGGCUGGGGCCCCAAGAAUGGCUAUGUCUACCAGAAGGCGUACCUCGAGCUCCUUGUCCCACCGGGAUUGAUUGACGAGGUGAUUGAGCGUAUAGAGAAGAAUGAGGACCUCACAUACUAUUGUAUUAGCAAGAGGGGCGAACUGAGGUCCAACACCAGUGAUAGCCCGAACGCAGUGACUUGGGGUAUCUUUGCCUCGAAGGAGGUCAUUCAACCGACCAUCGUUGAGACUAUCAGCUUCUUGGCUUGGAAGGACGAAGCUUAUCGCCUUGGAGAAGAUUGGGCCAAGUGCCACCAGCCAUCGAGUCCCAGCAGGAAACUCAUCCAGAGCAUCAUGGACAACUGGUACAUUGUCAACAUCGUGAACAAUGACUUCCACAAGACCCAUGAUAUCUUCGACAUCUUCAACGGACUGUCCGUCAAGGACAUUGAAACUGAAGUACCGCCGUCUGAUGACAUCCCGGCUGAUGCUCAGGCGGACGGGGCAAAGGCAGAAGAGCCUAAGGCGAGCAACUAAUUACAGCACUACAUUACAUUCAAAGCAGCGCCAUUCAACCGGCGCUCUGGUCGCCGACACGUUUUUCAACUAACGAACUCUUAAUAUCACGACCAAAAAUUCAACAUUAAUGACACUCGAGGUAACUCGGAAGGUUACGGCGUUACGAAACGAAGAUCUCAACGAUUUACUUCCUUUUUACGCUUUCAAAGCAUGGACUCUUUUUUCUUCAUUCUCUCGGCCUACAUUUCAACCAUGGCAUGUCCUCAACUUUUUAACAUGAGAAGACAAAAAAGAGAACCAGAUUCAACAUAAAUUUA